AUGGAUGAAAAUCAUUUAAAUCAACUCUCCCUUUUUGAAUCACCUCCCGUCGAUACGACCAUUCAAACGAGAGAAUGGGUGGAAUUUAGACCUAUCAAUCAAAUAUCAGAGUACUCUGCUUUGGAAUUUAACAUACCACCACUCUCUACGGGUUACAUGGAUCUUAGAAAUAGUCGGUUAAAAGUCAAAUUGAGAAUACUGAAUUCCUUGAACAAUCCUAUCACGAAAGAAGAUGCUGUGGGUUUGGUGAAUCUACCUUUACACACCAUAUUUGCUCAGGUAGACACCAGUCUACAGCAAACCCCUGUAUCUCAGUUGGGCACAAACUAUCCUUACAAGGCCUACAUCGACACUCUCUUGACUACCUCCGCUGACAACUACGGAGUGCGAUACCCUCAACUUUUUAUUAAGGACUCCAACAAUCCCGACGAUGCCGAUCCUAUCAAGGGCCUGAAUUCAGGAUUGUACCUACGUUAUGUAUUUACUCAAGAAGGCAAAAUACUAGAUUUGGAAGGCCCCCUGCAGAUUGACCUCUUCCAGCAGGAACAUUACAAAGUUCAGAUUGUCGAUGCGAGUUUUAAGCUAUGUAUUCAGAGACCGAAUCCUGCCCUGACCAUGGCCCAUGUCAAAAUGCUAGAAAAGUCUCCUGCAAUAUAUCCUUACGUAUUUUCUAAUCUGAAAAUAGCUUCCAUCGCUAAAGGAGAAUUCGGUUUUACCAUGGACGACGUAUUUCAGGGAGAAGUUCCCUCCACCCUCAUUCUGGGACUGGUUUCUAGCAGUGCCUUUAGUGGAAGUUAUAAGAAGUCACCCUUUAACUUUCAACAUUUUGAUUGUAAUUUUGUAGCUUUCUACGUGGACGGACAGUCUUUUCCCUCCAAACCUUUACAACCCAACUAUAAUGCCGAUACUUACUUGGAAGCUUACCAAACCUUAGUUUCGGGUAGAGAAAACGUUUAUGUUGAACGUGAAGAAUACCCAAAAGGCAAUGCCCUUUACGUAUUGGACAUCAAUCCCUACAUAGAUUUUAACACAAGAAGAAAAGGGCAUUGUCGCCUAGAACUCAAAUUCGCAUUUCCAUUACCAGAGAGCGUAACAUUAAUUUUAUAUGGAAAGUUUCCACAAGUUCUCCACAUCGACCAAUCUCGAAGCAUCAUAUUCAAAUGA
Saccostrea cuccullata (small rock oyster) is the source of this 1164-nucleotide messenger RNA. RefSeq lists its product as uncharacterized. The transcript has 2 exons. The coding region runs from base 1 to 1164 and encodes 387 amino acids. NCBI's taxonomy places the organism in Eukaryota, Metazoa, Mollusca, Bivalvia, Ostreida, Ostreidae. The record is from RefSeq and is a predicted model, not a curated record.